This is a messenger RNA of Rotaria sp. Silwood1, 1887 nucleotides long. The record is from the annotation of a GenBank genome assembly. Lineage: Eukaryota; Metazoa; Rotifera; Eurotatoria; Philodinida; Philodinidae.
AUGAAUAACAAUUACUCUAACAUAGAAAAUAAUAAUAAUAAUCAAGAUUUUAAAUCAAUAAAUGAUAUAUCACAAGAAGAUCCUAUUAUUACAGAACAUUAUCGUUUACAUCAAAAUGAAUUAGCAAAAAAGCUUGGUGAAUAUCUACUUAAAGGUUAUUGUAUGUUAUUUGAUACUUGUCAAAUUUGUAAUUGUAUACUUCUUCGUACACCUGAUCAUCAAUUAUUUUGUGUUGAUUGUCAUGAAAUUGUUAUUGAAAAUAAAGAAAUUGUAAUAACAAAUAAGAAAAAAGAUGAUAUAAAACAUUCAAUAAAACGAAAUGAAUAUAUUAAUAAUUAUAAUCGACUUGAAAAUAAACUUAAAUGGGCCGUUAAUGAAUUAAUAAAAACUCAAAAUCCAAAUCGUAUUAAUGAAAUGUGUAAAAUUAUAACUAAAUUAGCACAAACAAUAAAAACACUCAAAACACAAGAAAUAACAUAUAUUAAAAUCAUGGUACGCAAAGUUGCAAAACAUGUGGCAAGAAAUAAGAAAAAAUAUUGGAGAAAAAUUUCAACAAAAGAUAUUGAAGAUCAAUUAGAAGAUGUUCGAGUACAAGAAAUGACAGGUGGACGACGAUCUGAACAACCUGAUCAUGUUUUAUAUCAUAUUGAUAAUGAACGUCCUCUUGGUUCACAAUCUCCAUCAACAGAAGACAUGGAAUCAUCUUCUAUUAUUCUUCGUUCAAUACCUAAACAACGUCGAUCACUUGAUUUAAAUAAUCUUAAUUCAUAUAAACUUUUACAGCCACAUAGUAGUGUACCACCACCAAGUAUUGAUUCACGUCAACCAAAAGAUCCAUCAUCAAAAUCAACAAAACGUCUUAUUGAAUCACAAAAAAUAAUUGAAACACGUCAAGCUACUAAAAAAAAAUAUCAAACUGCAUUAAAACAACGUUCUGAAGCUUUUAAAAAAAAUGCUUUAGAUAAAGUAGAAAAAUUAGAACUUGAUGAUCCUCAUGUUUCACAAAGUUAUGAUUUAUGGAAUACACAAAAUAAAAAAAAACAAAAAGUUCAAUCAUUUAUUGGUCCUGAAUUAGCUUCAUAUUUAGAUCAAGUUCAUCAAACAUAUGAUUGGAAAGUUCCAAAUCAUAUUAUUAAAAAACCAUCAAAAUUACCAGCUAUUGAUAAACCAUUACCUGGUACAUCAUAUAAUCCUACUUAUGAUGAUCAUCAAAAUUUACUUCGAAAAGCUGUUGAUGUUGAACUUGAAAAAGAACGUAAAGAAUUAAAAUUACAAAAAAAUUUACCAACAUUAUUAACACAAAAUGCAGCAGAACCGAUUAAACAAUCAUGGUUAAAAGAAAUGUCAUCAGGUUUAUUUGAUAAUAAUAUUGAACAUGAACAAAUAUCAGAAACGAAUCCAUUGAGUUCUGUUAGUGUUGGUAAACCAGUUAAAGUUGAAACCAAAACUGUUCAACAACGAAAUAAAGAAAAACUUCAUAAGAAAAAACAAGCAUUAGCUAAAGCAACUAAAGAAAAACGUAUUCAAGAUAAUAAAUUAUUUCGAAUAAAAUCUAUUCGAAAAGAAAUAAAUACUGAAGAUGUUAAACAUAAACAACGACAAGAUAAACGAAAGAUUGAUUAUGAAAAUCGUGAAAAAUAUGGUACGAAAAAAUUUGGUAGAUAUAAAUUUGAAGAAGCUGAUUUGGAGUUAAAUUUAUCUGAUGAAAUUACUGGAAAUUUACGAACAAUGAAAACUGAAGGUAAUUUACUUCAUGAUCGAUUUAAAUCAUUACAAAAACGAAAUAUUAUUGAAACACGUAUUCGAGCAAAACCAACAAAAACAAAAAUGAAAAAAUACGAAAAACGAUCCGUACGAGAAGUUGGAGAAAAUUAUCGACCAAAAUAA